GUUUUAUAAUGCGAUAAUGUAAAAGGAAGUCAAUACUGUUUAAAGUCAAAAUUAAUAUAUUCAAUUACAAAAAAUCCACCCUUUAAUAGAUAUAAAACAUACAGUAAGCUAAAAAAAUCUGUUGUAGAGAUUGUUAUAUUUGUGAUAUUUGCGUGACACCGGUGUGAAAUUUCCCUCCCAAGCAACUUUAAGUUCUCUCUUCGCAAGAAGAAUGUUCCUUGGCCAUGGAAAACAGUAAAAGCAAGCUAUAAACAUAAAAGGAAACAAAAUGGUUUUUGUAUUCAGAUUGGAUAUCAGAAAGGGAGGGACUAAAAGAAUGAGGGGAAAUAAAACAGCAGAGAAUUGGAUAAAUCAGCUUCUGGACCAAUUUGGAUCUUUGCGACCACUACUGUAGUGUCUUCCAUAAAAACAAAUAGAUAGAAAAGUACAAAAAAAAGUCAUAUAUCAUACAUGACACACUAUAUAAUUAAAAAUCUGAGCGUGACGAUAUUCUAAGGAUAAUAUUUGUCUUCCUCAAGUUUAUAUAAUGGUACCAUGUAUGAUGUGCAGGAAGUCCAGAUCACUGUAAUAAUGAUGUAGUAAAACCUGUGAAGGAAUUGAUGCAACAAAUACACACACAUGUCGAAUCUGCGUGCAAAGACACAACGUUAUCCGGAAAUAUGCACGCGUUACCCACGAAAGCGAAACUGGAGGGAUGUGUAAACUUCUCCAGUAAUACUCCACAACUGGGAGAAAGCCCGCAGAGUAGCGGCGAAGUCAUCAGCAGUCCGAGGAGUCCCGAUUACCCACCGAGAGUCUCCGUCAGUCCUCAUCCUCACAGUCCCGACACAUUUUCCAUCGGCUUGAUGUCGGCGAACUCAACGGUCAUCAUGGACACAGCAAAGUACGAAGAGGACAGCGCUGAUAGUGUGGCCAUGCACAAGGAUAAGGUGACGGAGUACUCAUUUUGCACAUUGCCAGAAAAGAUCGGCAAUUCGCAAACCGAGAUCAGAAAGACAGAAUCGAGCGAGGAGCAGGACGAAAAAGUCAUAAACACAAACAUAAAAAUAGAACCGAUUGAAUCUAAGGAAGAACCAGUGGAUUCUCCGGAAAAGCUUCAAGUUCCGGUCAAAGUGGAGUGGAUGAAGAACGAGUCCUCGAAGAUAUCUCAAGAGAAACUCGCGGAUUCUACUUCGAGUUCUAAUCCGUCAUCAAGUUCGCACUCGAAAACUUCCUCUUCGAAAGAGAAACGUUCGAAGGACGACAGACGAUAUUGCUCGCGGUGUUACAAGAGAAAGAAUAUAAAGAGAGCAAGCAUCGGUGUGCAAUGCAAAAGGGACCGUCACAUGUUGUCUUUGAGCAACAAGGUUUUUUCCUCCAAGUCUUCUGUCAGUGAUAACGUGAGGAUGAAUCUACAAGCGAAGAAUUACAAGAUGCUCACCAGUCCAUUGGUGCAGGGCGAACUGUUUGAAGGCCUAAAGUACAAGAAGUUUAUUCACAUAGAAAUUUAUCCCAACGGCGGCGCGUCGGUGGUCCACAUGUUUCAGGAUGAAAUCGACAAUUUGUCGCGUGAACAGAUGGAAGAGUUGGUGCACGAAUAUUUUAAGGUGGUAUUUGGUGAAGACGAAAAUGGAAACGCUUAUCACGUUAUGGGCAUAGUUCACAAUGCGGCCGCGUAUCUGCCCGAUCUUUUAGAUUACAUGGCGACCAAUUAUCCCACGUUGACCGUGAAAAACGGAGUGUUGGGUAGAAGCAGCGACAUAGAAACAACCACAAUGGCUCAAUACAAAGACCAAGUUUGUAAAGCUUAUAGCAAUGGCACCAUUAGAUAUGGACCGUUGCAUCAAAUAAGUCUCGUGGGCACCGUUCACGAAGAGGUCGGCGGUUACUUCCCGCAUCUACUGCAAAAGUUAGAAGAGAAUCCAUUCCUGAAAAUGACGAUGCCUUGGGGGCCUUUGUCUGUCGUGAAGAUGGAGACGCCACAGGAGUCGAACGACGGUCCCAUCUUGUGGAUCCGGCCGGGUGAACAGCUGGUGCCAACUGCCGAUAUAAACAAAAGCCCGUACAAACGACGCAGAACAGGCAUUAACGAAUUGAGAAAUCUCCAAUAUUUGCCGAGAUUGAGCGAGGCGCGCGAGUAUAUGUUCGAGGAUCGCACGAAGGCGCACGCCGAUCACGUCGGUCACGGAUUAGACAGGAUGACCACAGCAGCAGUCGGUGUGCUGAAAGCUGUUCACGGCGGUCAGACGUCUGAUUGCAACAGAAUCACGAAGGACGUCGUAGCCUUCUACGCGGGCGACUUCGCGGAGCUCGUCGAGAAACUCCAGCUGGAUCUCCACGAGCCACCGAUAUCGCAGUGCGUGCAGUGGGUUGAGGACGCGAAGCUGAACCAGUUGCGAAGACAGGGCAUACGCUACGCCAAGAUAAAUCUCUACGACAACGACAUAUAUUUUCUACCGCGCAAUAUCAUUCAUCAGUUCAGAACGGUAUCGGCCGUAGCGAGCAUUGCCUGGCAUAUCAGACUGAAGCAAUAUUAUCCGGAGUCGCAGCACAGUUCGAGCAUCAGACACAGCCGCGUGAUGAACGAAUCUGCUCAUCGUAUCAAAGAGAAAAAAACUCUAGAAUCUGUCGGUGACGAGCAGAAAGAGAACACGAAUCGGCAGCGUUUGGAUCAGAAACUGUCGAUCGAUUUUCUCGAGAAAGCGAAGGAGAGGGCGGCCGAGUAUCAGGGUAAUCUAAAGAAGUCCGAUCAGCAUGGGAAACAUCGCAAGAGUCGUCAUCACUCGAGAUCGCACUCAUCGUUGAAGCGAAAAGUAAAGGAAGAGAACACCGAAAACUCGUCGUCGGACCCAUUCGGUAAAUCGUCCAAGAACGAAAACACCGAGCAGAAGCAAAGCGGCGACAAGAGGGACGAAAAAAGAUCGGAGAAAAAGCACAAGGAUUGUCGCCGCAGCAGCGACAAAUCCAGCAGUCAUCGCACACACAGCAAUAACUCCGACACCUGUCAUUUUUGUAAGAAGAAAAAAUACGACAGCAACGGUCACAAGUUGAGUCAUCACUGCGGUCAUCACGAGAGAUCAAGCAGCAAAAACAUAUCGAGUAAGGAAAGUGUUUCCGCUCUAGUCGAUACGAGAGUGGUUUCCAAGUUCGAUAGUUCGUCUUCCAUGAAGGAGACUAAACGGCAACUGAGCGAUUCGGGACUGUCUCCGUCUGUAGACGCGUCCGAGACCAGAGCUUCCUCUCCGGUUGUCCUUGACGAGCAGGUUCUGAUGCAGCGACAGGCCAUAGCGAAAACGUACGCCACCCAGGUGGUGGACAGGGCGUUGGAGAUAGCCAUCUACAAGUCCAAAACCGACGUCGAUGAGGUUUGUCAGUCGUUGCGCGCCGAGGUUUUGGAAGCGUCGAAGGAGGAGCUGGAGAAAAUUCACAAAGAGAGCUUUGACAUCGCCGAGCAGUACUUCAAGGACGACGUAGCGAAAUUGAAGAAGUACUGCCAUUUGUUAGAAGCAGAGACCGUAAUGGCGUUUUCAUCGAAGAUCGAAUGCGCGACGGAGAACGCCGUCAAGGCUCUCAUCGAGAUGGCAGAAGACGAGGCGAAGGAGAGAGCGAAAAACGAGAAAACCACUAAUCUCGCUACUUCCGAUGGCAAUUCUUCCAACGAAAAUUCAACAGUCACGUCGUCGACGUUGACUACAACGAUGACGGCAACAGCGGCGCUGGCGACGACGACGACGACGACAUCAACAACAACAACAGCAACAGCAACAACAACAACAACGACAACAACAACUACCACCUGCGUCUCCUCGUAUUCUUCUUUGUCCGUGUCCUCUGCGUCCUCGUCUACCGAGAACGAGAGGCACAGCAACAGCAGAAACAGCAGCAGCGAGGAGAAUUGCUCGAAAUCGUUCGAGACUCACUCGAAAUCAAAAUGUACAAAACGACACGACAAAGACGAGAGGGACGACAGCAGAGAGCGGAGACACAAGAAGAAGAAAGAUCACGAAAGAUCACGGGAUCAAAAGCACGGUCGACAUCGCCAUCGGAGUCCCCAGUCUUCGAAAUCAGAUUCCAAGAUGUCUGACCCCAGCAAGGACGAGACACCGAACAUUUCCGGUCUCCCGCACAUGUGUUCCGCCUCGGAGAAAUCUGAACGAGCGAAUUCUAAGGAAGACGAGAAGAAGACGGAUACGAGGAGAACGAAGUGUCACUGUCACAGAUACGGAGAAAAGAGACAGUCCGGCGGCAGUAAUAUCGACAAGGACAGCCGCUCGUCGAGUCACUCAUCGAGCUCGAAACACAAGAGAAAGCACAGUUCGUCUCCUUGCGAGCACACGAAGAAAUUUCAAAAGGAUUCGAGCACGCGAGUUUCCCAAUCGAGCGCGCAGACGAGCAGCACGACAGCAGUGGCGAUAACGACGACCAAAAUCGCAUCAACGACGUCAGCGACAUUGUCGUUACCGACUACGUCGACGACAACGACAAGUUCAACGCACUCAUCGCCGACGAGUACCGCUGCGUCGAACACGUGAAAAGAUGAUCAUCGUUAUCGACGAAUGUAAUAGUACAAUCUGCUUGUUGAAGAGCAUCGAAUCCAAUGUCCGCGCGACGAGAACGAAGUCGUCGUUUGUCUACGGAUUUAUUUAUGUAUCAUCAGACGCGGAGUUUUCGGGGAUGAAACUUCGGCUAAUUGAAGAGAAAGAGAGACGUAUCUCUCUGGAGCGCGCGUUUCGCAUACCGGCGUCUCACGUUAUCGCUUUGUUACCUCAAUGUCAGUGGCGUAGUAAGAAAAAACAGCGCUUGGAGCGGUCUUCUCUUCCCUACAAAGUUGCUUUGAUAAUAACUUACUUCAAUAAUUAACAAAUAUUUUAAUCUAGUAAAAUCAAUCUUUUUAUUUUACGCUUUAUUUUUUUGAUAAAAAAAUAAUUUUUUAUAAAAAGAGAAGCGACGUCUCGAUCGCAAAACAUUUUUUUUUUUUUUUUUAAUGUAUUCACAGUUGUCUGUGUUGGAGACAGUGAAGUUAAAAGCGUGAACUUCAAACAAUAAAAACGCGUUUACAUAUUGCUCUAUUGCUCUAUUGCCCUGUUGAAACGGCGCCCAGGACGGAUUGUCCCCUCCGCCCUCCCCACUUACUACGUCACUGCUCAAUGUUGUAUUCGAGAAUCAGCAAAUUCUAAGUUUUUGCCAAGGUGAUCUUCACGCGGCACACCAUGUCCUAACAAUAUUCUAUCGAUACGUAUCGAAUAUCUAUAGAAUCUGGAUCUGAUAUCCGUUGUGCUCUACAUAGAAAUAGUUUCCUCAGUACUUUGUCUUUGAUUUGACCGAUUCCCACACGUAUCGAACGCCUUUAAUCAUUCUGUCAAUGCCCGGAUGCUCUUCUUUGACCUUCACGAUGAAACAAGUUUUUACGGCAGCGCGCGAAUUUUCUUCUCGCGCCGUCUUCUUCUCUUCCCGAUCUUCAUUCUCGAGGGUGCAAGGAACAGUUUUCCGCGGAGUUUAUCUCAACAUCAGUCUUAUCAGAGUCGCCGUAAACUCGAUUACUGCGCCGUUCAACGCAUUGACAGAAAAGUUAAACAUCUAUCGUGUGUGAAGGAGUGUAUGUUCGAUAGUUACAUUCAAAAUAUCGAUUUUGCCGGUGUGUUAACGCGCCAUCAGCUGUUUGUAGCCUCCCCUUCUCCGCGUCUCACUCCCUUCAUGGUCCAGUGCGAACAGAUUCUCUCUGACGUGGCUGAACGGUCACGGGGAUUUUCAACGAGAGAGGAGAGCGACAACGGAAAGAGAUUGCACAUCACGGAUUGCGUUUGUAUUUUACCAAAGUAGAGAUCGCCGUAUUUCAAAAAUCCAAAGACGAGAGAUAGAAUCUUUACUGACCGAGAGAAUUUGCCUCAAUCCGUUUUUCCUUCCGCGACGUACGUGACACAGAGACAAGCAUUUAAACACACAGGUACACACACAAACACAAAAGUAAAAAGCAAAAAAAAGUUUACUAUGUAACAUGAAGAAAAAAUAAAUACGGUCUUUUUUAGAAAGUACAUGCACACUCGUUCUCACACACACACACACACACCACACCACACCACACACACACAGGAUCGCAAAACUUAUUUUGUUACAAGAGAACUUUGAACGUUCUUUACUUCUCAUUCGCCAAUGAGAAUUAAAAAAAAGUAAAGCUAAUACGUAUAAUAUAGACGACCAAAUGGAAUGGUGUACAAAAGGGGAUUUGUACAAAUUUGUGAUCACGAAAAUUAUAAUCCCAAUUAGCACGUUGGUGCGAUACAUACUUGUACAUAGAGUAAAAUAUUCUUGUUUUUUUUUCUUUUUGAAGAAUCGUAUUUUCAUCUCACGAGAUUCGCUUAAGUUAUUAUUUAUGUGUGUUGUUCUAUAAUAUUAUUUAUGAUUUUUUUUUUUCAUUUUGGUCAUUCGACGAUAAAAACAAUUCGAAAUCCCGUACAUAUUAAAGAGUAGUAGAUCGCUUGAUUUCUCAGUCGACCGAUACCAUGUUCGUUUUCUUAUAAUAGUGUGACUGUGUGAGAAAACUCGUGUUAUACAAUAUCUACUUAUAUUAUUAUUAGAUACGUAGGAUGUCUUAAAGACGAUCGACGAGAUGUAAGAGACGUCUCUUGUACAUAUAUGUCAUAUAUAUAUCUCAUAUGUUUAUAUAUGGUAUAUAUAUGUAUAUAUGUGAGAUAUGUAUGCAAUAUAUAUCAUAUACAUAUAUAUACAAGGAUGUUCCGUAACUAGUGAUACAAUCGGCAAGAUCAGAUUUUUAUGUAAAACCAUGAAAAGUGUAAACUAAUAAUUUUUCACACAAAGAUUCGUCUGAAAUGUUAGUUUUAACGUUCAUAAGUUCAGAGCGUAUAUUUAGCCAACAUGUUUAGACUCCUAAAAAGUUCUCGAGUAAUCAAUUUGUACGUUGUCAAAUCAAAAAAUCAUUAGCUUUGUUUCCCAUAUUUCUCGUUUGUCUUAAAAAUUUGUUUGUUGCGUCGUUAGUUACGGGUCACCCUGUAUAUAUGCGAUAAUUAAGAUACUGAUAAUAAGAUAAGGACAUCCUCUGCACGUGAUUGUGUUUGGUAUCACACGCGUCGCGAAACAAACGCUGUCGGUGACGAUUUUUCAUGAUAUUGCUUAUUAUCUAUCUUGAGAAUUUAUUAUCGAGUAAGUUUACAAUUUAGUUCCUAGUUGACGCGAACAACAAUUUUAAAUAUUACUCACUUCCGAUUGUUUCUUCGCAAAAAACACAUUUUUCGUUUUUUAAGUCAAAGAUAAAGUUGAACUUUACAGAAACUCUGAGUUUUUGUUUCCUUAACAAGAGAGAGCAUUAAAAAAACUCUUCACUUUUGCAAAAGCAAAGAUUUGCAACAUUGCGACAAUUUAAUCACAAACAAUAUCGUUUCUUUUACUUCCUGUAUCUAAAUGUAACAAUAUGUUAAAGUAGUUUUCGGAAACUUAUCAAUUUAAAGAAAAACAAUUUAACGGUGUUAAUUAAAAAGAUUUUACGCACGUAUUAAAAUUGUACCUCGCGAACGACUCGCAGUACGCUCUCCUUACGUUUUCUCACAACACAUUGUACGUUUACAAUAAUAAUGAUCAUAUUUUCCCGUAUUCUUUAUUUCGUAAGAGCCGUAUUCUUUAUUUUAUUAAGUACGAGGAUUUCUCAUAAUACAUGGAGACGUUAGUGAAGAUGUCGUGUCACGCUUUCGUUACGUACAACCUGUGUUCGGAACCGAUUUAUUUGUUGCACAUUUGCGUUAGUUGUCACACGAUUAGUGUUUAGAAACAAACAAUUAAAUUAAAAAAAAGAUUUUCUAGAAACAAACUAAACUUAGAUCAGUUGUGACCACCAGUCUUCGAGAAUAAUAAGUUUCAAUCGUACAUUUUUGCAUUGCAGUGUAUGGUUGGUUUUUCUCAAUAAUAAAUAAGUCAAGCACAAUGUGUGUGAAACAUGAGAUUCUUUCGAACGACUUUCCUCGUAAAACGAGGCGAGAACGAAAAUUUACAGGAAAGAAACGCGCUAUAGAGUGACUGAAAUGUGACUGUAAUGAGAUAACGAAAGUAUAC
Molecule: messenger RNA, 8040 nt
Organism: Pseudomyrmex gracilis
Lineage: Eukaryota; Metazoa; Arthropoda; Insecta; Hymenoptera; Formicidae
Product: serine-rich adhesin for platelets-like
Exons: 5
Coding region: 600-4511 (1303 amino acids)
Cellular component (GO): nucleus
Source: RefSeq, a predicted model, not a curated record